Solanum stenotomum is the source of this 1464-nucleotide messenger RNA. Its product is annotated as cytochrome b561 and DOMON domain-containing protein At3g25290-like. The transcript has 3 exons. NCBI's taxonomy places the organism in Eukaryota, Viridiplantae, Streptophyta, Magnoliopsida, Solanales, Solanaceae. The coding region runs from base 136 to 1281 and encodes 381 amino acids. The record is from RefSeq and is a predicted model, not a curated record.
CUUGGAAAAAUAUUUAUAACCUUCCAAAUUUGGAGGUUCUCAUACACGCCUUCCUGUGAAUAUAUAUAUUUUCCACAAUCGCCGGAAUCUUGUCGUUACAAAAGUCCGACGGAAAAAUCUUAAUCUCCGGCAACGAUGUCUUCGCCGGCCGUUUUGGUUGCCGUUAUUCUUGUCAGUGCUUCUUUAAUCUCCCCGUCACUAUCCCAAAUAUGUUCAUCACAGAAAUUCACCAACAACAAGGUUUAUGCUCGUUGUAGCGAUCUUCCGGUACUGAAAUCAUUCCUUCAUUGGACAUACGAUGCUGAUAAUUCCACUCUUUCUGUCGCAUUCGUUGCACCUCCUGACAAACCUGACGGAUGGAUUGCGUGGGCUAUUAAUCCUAAUGUUCCUGGUAUGGUUGGGGCGCAAACAUUGUUUGCAUUCAAAAAUUCCAAAGGAGAAAUGGUGGUGAAAACGUAUGAUAUUUCGAGUUAUUCUUCAAUUAAAGAGUCGUCUAAAUUGUGGUUCGAUGUUAAAGAGACUGCGGCUGAAUUCUCCGGCGGAUUGAUGCGGUUGUUUGCGACGCUUGUGCUACCGGAAAAGGGGAAAACGACAUUGAAUCAUGUAUGGCAGGUGGGACCCUCUGUUACCGGUGGGUUUCCUGCAAAACAUGGUUUUCAGCCAGCUAAUCUGAACUCGAAAGGAACGUUUGAUUUGUUGAGUGGAGAAAGCAAAACCAGCGCUUCUGGCGAUUCUAGGGUCAGUAGAAAAAAUAUCCAUGGAAUCCUUAAUGCUAUUAGUUGGGGAUUUCUGUUUCCAGUCGGGAUCAUCAUUGCGAGGUACAUGAGAACAUUCCAGUCUGCUGAUCCAGCAUGGUUUUAUCUUCAUAUUUCCUGCCAAUGUUCUGCUUAUGUUAUUGGAGUUGCUGGAUGGGCAACUGGUCUUAAGCUUGGAAGUGAAUCAAAGGGUAUCACCUAUGAUGUCCAUCGCAAUAUUGGGAUUGCACUUUUCUGUCUUGCAACAUUGCAGGUUUUUGCCUUGUUGUUGAGGCCGAAGAAGGAUCAUAAGUACAGAUUUUACUGGAAUAUCUACCAUCAUGGAGUUGGCUAUACUAUGCUUAUCCUCAGCUUGGUUAAUGUAUUCAAAGGUCUCGACAUAUUAGAUCCAAUGACAAAGUGGAGGUCUGCAUAUAUUGGCAUACUAGUUGUGUUAGGAGUAAUCGCCCUAUUAUUGGAAGUGGUUACCUGGAUUGUUGUGUUAAAGAGGAAAUCUAACAAAUCAACCAAACCAUAUGACGGUUGAUUUUCUCGAUGGGGACGGGGAAGCUACAAACUUUGAACUUCAUGAACAGUUGCUAUUGUUAUCACUGUCUAAAUCAGUCUCACUCUAUAUAUAUACUAGAAUUUGCUCGAAGCGAUUCUUUUAUUAUUAUCCCUAGCUCUUCUGUUUUCCUCAUUGUAGAAUGGCUUCGAAAGAUAACAUGUU